Molecule: messenger RNA, 633 nt
Organism: Prorocentrum cordatum
Lineage: Eukaryota; Dinophyceae; Prorocentrales; Prorocentraceae
Source: the annotation of a GenBank genome assembly
AUGCUGCUGGAGGACGCGACGUUCGAGUGGCGCGCCGGCGACCGCGUGCUGCUGACUGGCCCGCCGGGCAGCGGCAAGAGCGCCCUGCUGCGCUCCCUCGCGGGCGCGUGGCCGCCGCCGGUGCGGGACGGCGCGACGGACUUGGGCCUUCGCGGCUCUGGCGUGAUGCUGCUGAGCUCGUCUGGCUUCCUGCUACCGCACCGCGCGACGCUGAGGAGGAGCCUGACCUACCCGGACGUCAUACCCCCCUUCGACGAGGACCUGCAGGAGGCCCUCGCCGCGUGCGGCCUGGCGGCCCUCGCGGGCAGGCUGGACGAGGAGGCCGACUGGGGCGCGCUGCUGCCGCUCGGGGGCCGCCAGCGCCUCGCCUUCGCCCGCCUCGCGGCGCGGUGGCCGGGCGCCACGCGGUGGCUGCUGCUGGACGAGGCAGACAGCGCGCUGGACGGCGACGAGGCCCUGAUCCUCCUCGAGCUGCUCGUCGGCAGCGCCCCCCCCGGCGUGGGCAUCGUCGUCACCUCGCGCCACCCCGAGGUGACCUCGUGGCCCGGCUGGCGCCGGUUCCACCUCUGCCAGGAGAAACGCCGGCUCGAGGAGGUGACCCAGCCGGAGGCGGCGGGCACCGAGGCCGACUGA